Molecule: messenger RNA, 1117 nt
Organism: Lathyrus oleraceus (garden pea)
Lineage: Eukaryota; Viridiplantae; Streptophyta; Magnoliopsida; Fabales; Fabaceae
Exons: 6
Coding region: 96-974 (292 amino acids)
Source: RefSeq, a predicted model, not a curated record
GUUCUUUGGUUCAUUUCUGAGUGUAGAGGCUUAUUUGGUUUUCUGAGGAUACUUUACCUUUGAUAUUUGCAAGCUCUUGAAUCAAUUCAUUAAGAAUGGAAUCAAAAAUCAAGAAUUAUUUGGAAAAUGUUGAGGGAUUCAUGGAUUACACACGCAAGAGAACAAGAACUGCUUCUGAAGUUGAUGACAAUACUGCAGAAACUAAUAGGCCAAAUUCUGCAGUUUCGGGUUCCCCUAACACCACAAAACAUAUUUUCAAUGAUACUCUUGAGAAGCUUGUGAUGUUUGGUGACUAUUGCAUGGACUCCAUAAGCAAUGCUCGAAAAGAGGACAAAGGUAAGGAGCUCGUCGUCUCAAGAAAUCAAAUUACGCCGAACCAUAGCUCUGAUCCCCGGAUGACCGAGUUCGAUAAUCCCGGUGCAUAUACUCGACAAAGUAAGGUGGACGAUUGGUCUGAGGCUGAACUAGAUGCUUUGUGGAUUGCUGUUCGGAAAUAUGGUGAAGGAAAUUGGAGCGCCAUGUUGGAAGAUAUGUCUAUGCCACUUUUAAAGGAUAAAACUUUAGAAGAGCUGGCUACAAGGUGGAAGGAAGAGGCGUCAAAGAUAUUUCCAGCAGCGGAGCCAUUACCGAUUAACACCGUGUUUUCUAAUGGAACCACAACAAUGCCCUUUCCAAGUCCAGGGACUGCAUCUCCUGCAUCUGGUUUUAGCUUUCUAAAGUUACUGGCUAAGGUGGAAAAUGAAAGCCUGAAGAAGAAGAAUAGUGACAUGAUUAAGAGGCUUAAUCAGAGGGAGAUGAUGAAUAUGGGAAGGCAAGAAAUUGUAGCCACAAUUGCAACUAAUGAUGAGGCUGUAGUUCAGCCUAAGCUUUUACUUUGUGGUCACUUUGAGCUUCCCAUUGUGAGAAUGAAGAAGAGUGCAGGUAAUAAUGAUGCAGGUAGUUCCAUGGAGAAUCCUAUUGAGAUAGAUGAUUGAAGAAGAUGAUUGAAGAAGGUUGUUAAAUUUCAAUGUAUGGCGAACCUCUUAGAGUUAAUAAGUGUCAUGGUUUGAUCACAAUAAUGUAUGUUAUUGAUUCUAUUUUGCAUUAAAAAGUACAGUUGGUUUGGAUUUUGAGACUA